Messenger RNA from Blastocystis hominis, 2454 nucleotides. RefSeq lists its product as hypothetical. The transcript has 12 exons. Bases 1 to 2454 code for a protein of 817 amino acids. NCBI's taxonomy places the organism in Eukaryota, Bigyra, Opalinata, Blastocystidae. The record is from RefSeq and is a predicted model, not a curated record.
AUGAAAAAAGAAAUGAGGAGAUGGGAUGCUCGUUGCAUGCUUCUCCUCGUUUGCUGGACUGUGGCAUUCUCUGAAAUGAAUCUCUCCGAAGAGAGUGCCAAGCAAUACAGCCAGAUUAAGCAUGUUGCAGAGUGGGGAAAAGAAGAGUGGACGUCGUAUGUUGAAAGAAGUGAGAACCCCACUUGUUGGGAAGAGGUCCUAAACAAUGUGGAAACGUUGUGCUCCGAAAUGAAUAAGGAACAAAAGAUGCGCUUUGUCUGGGAUGUGAUGAAUUGCUAUUUGCAAGAUACGAAGAGCAAGAAGUAUAUUUGCAAAACGGCAAUCAGAACCUGUACGUCCGCUCUCCCAGACCCGAUUCUUCAGAUCUACAUACAGUUUUUAAAUCACGCGGAUGUGAUUUGCUUUAUUCACGAGUCGAAACUCUGGCAACAAAAGAUGGAGCGCUCAACAAGCAAGCUCGUAGAGAAUACGGAGGCCAUGGGAUCCAAGAUUGAUUCUUCCCUCUCGAAUCAGCAGACGCUUCUUUCGGGUCAGAACUCCCUAGCCCAGCAGCAGGAAGCGUCUCAGAAACUCGGCACGGAGCUGCUGAGCAAGGUUUCGGCCACCAAAUCGGAUCUCGAAUCGUUCUUCGUUUGCCGCGCUUUUGAUUCGUUUGACCUGCAGACCGAAGUGCUCCAGUCCUUCUCGCGCAUGCGCAACGACACGCUUUCCGCCUUUGGGAACAUCGACCGUGUCUUCGAAUUUCUGCAAUUCCAAUUUUCGGGCCUUGAUUCGUUCCAAUCGAUUCUUUCCUCGCUGCUCAACACCGCGUCGUUUUGGAUGCAGACCUUUCUGUGGGCUCUGCUGAUUUACCUCCUCACGGCCAUUCUGGGAUUGUCGUCGAUUCGAUUUACACUGUACCUGUCGUUAAUUUUGGGCACACUGCUUCGGUCGUGUGUUCGAAAGUGGCUGAAGAAUUAUCUGAGCGCGAAUAGCUUGUCGUUCGUGGAGAACAUGGUAAUGAGCGCGUGUGUGUUGGUGUGCGGGUUUUUCUCGCUGCGAAGACCUGCAAGGCGGAAAUAUUCGAGAAGAGAGAUCGAUGACUACGAUUAUUAUGAAGAAGAAGCCAAUUGUCGAUAUCCAUGUUCUACUUCUUCUACUUAUUAUUACGAUUCUCCGGGUGUAAUGAAACCUGCACAGAAUGAAGAUUAUGGGAGUCUGUUAUUCAUUGUUUGUUAUCUACAAAGUUUCUCACUUUUGGUUGCGCUAUCGCUAUUGUUGGGCAUUUUUUAUUUCUCGCAGCUGUUUGUCUUUUUCCCGCAGAUCGACUCGCAGGUCAAGUUUGCCACGGAUAAGAAGAUUUACGUUACUGUGGAUAAAAAUAUUGAGACGAUCAAGGGAGUUCCUGAACAGAUUCUCAGUUUUAACACCCUAGGCAAUUGUCGGUUUCCUUUUUAUGUGAAUGUAAUAUUCAAACGAAUGCUGUCUAUGGACGAUGGGUUGAAUUCGUACGAGCGUAGUUUGGUCACGAAGGAGGGUCCUCCAGAAGAAACGAAAUAUGUCAUCAUCUACCCGAUGAACUCUGGCCUGGGAAACAACCUCGGCAUUCUCGCCGAAGGCAUUUUGAUCUCGAUGCUGACUCACCGUCAGCUGUUAAUCUACCGCUGGCCGUCCUUCCAUCUGUACUUCAGUCUCCCCUACGAGAACUUCACACUUCCCAUUUCAGACAAACCCCUGCAAGACACGCUGAACACGGGCGUGCACUGCCGCGUGAAGCCCGCGGACUUCCUGAAGACGACGAAGACGCGCAUCGUUCUGCGCUCUCUGUGCAAAUUCAUCGACUUUGUGGUGAAGGAUCCGGAGUUCUUCGAGUGGUUCAACGACCGCGGGUUCGUGCUGAACCCGAAGCUGCGCAGCGGAAGCGAUAUCCGCAAGAUGCUGCUGAACUUCGUGUAUACGAAGGUGGUGCAGGUGCACGAGGACAUCACGAAGGCGGUGCAGGACAAGAAGAGAGAGCUGGAGUGGGACAAAUAUUACUGGAUCGGCGUCCAGAUUCGAACGGGGAAGAUGGUCGGCGAUGAAGGAAGAAAUGUGUUCAUGUUUAAGGAUGAUUUGAAAAUGUUCACCAUGCAUGCGCUGAAUCAGACGGAGAAGGCCAAACUGGCCCAGGAAAAGCCGGUGAAGUGGCUCGUUACCACCGACUCGGAGGAUGUCCGAAAAUUGAUUCAGCAGGAGUAUCCGCAGUAUUAUGUAAACACGAACUGCCUGUUGGCGCAUUCGUUUAGAGAUGUGCAGAGGCAAGAGAGAACGGACGGCAUGAUGUGCUCGUUGCUGGAGAAUUAUCUGCUGUCGGAGGUGAGCGAAGCGGUCGUGACUGCGCAAUCCACAUACGGACUUUUGGCUGCCUAUCGAAAUCUCUACAUAAAGAAGAUUAUGGUCUAUCGAGGCGAUUGGAAGAAGUAUCAAAAGAAGUAA